Molecule: messenger RNA, 966 nt
Organism: Geosmithia morbida
Lineage: Eukaryota; Fungi; Ascomycota; Sordariomycetes; Hypocreales; Bionectriaceae
Exons: 2
Coding region: 1-966 (321 amino acids)
Source: RefSeq, a predicted model, not a curated record
AUGGCUGCUGUUGCUGAAGCAAUUGGUAUCGUCUCCGGACUUCUGGGCAUUGUCCAGUUCGGCAUCGACAACUUUGCGUCCGAACCCGGGCCAGGCUCCAGCUUCAAGGUUGCUGUCGCUCUCGACGGUGCCAACGGCGGCACCGACAACGCCGGUGGUGACCUCCCCGACGUCCGUGUCUGGAACGAAUACACCGACUUUGUCGGCAUAACAGCCGACCCCGGCACCGUUGGCGACGGCAACAUCGGCACCGUCGAUGUCGAGCACGAGAACCAGGGCGUGUACACUCUCUUCUCGGCCAACAACGACGCCAUCUGCAUCGCGUGGGUGACGACGACGUGGAGCGACGAGCGCGGCGGCAACGAGUACGCCGUCAGCGGCGACUUCGGCAAGCAGUGCGGCGCCACCUGGUACUACAGCGGCAUGUUCCCGUCGUCGGACUCGGACUACCAGCCGGCCUGCUUCUGGAUCGACGGCAACGGCGACCAGCCCAAGACGGGCUUCCAGGUCUACUGGCCGUCCUACUCCGGCACCGAGUUCGACGAGUCCAACACCGACCCGAACACCUUCUGCAACGGCGUCGACUUCGGCAUCCGCGACGAGCCCGACCCCAACACCGUCACCUUCUGGACCAAGAAGCAGAGGAAGUCGACCCAGUCCAUGGCCAGGAGCCGUCGCCGCGCCGCCUGGACCUCGUCCGCCCUCGUCCUCUCCGACACCGCCAGCCACUCCGCCAAGGAGCUGUGCCAGUCCGACACCUCGAUGGGUCCCGACUUCGUCCACACCACCGAGGGCCUCUUCUGCGACAUGGGCUCCAAGACCCUCUUCGACAUCUGCCGUCAGGACAAGAAGACCAACUGCUUCGACCUCGACUCCAACUCCCUCCUCGGCAACGGCACCGCCAUCCACCGCCGCGGCCUCGAGAGCGGCUACACCAGCAUCCGCGACUGGCGCUCCUCCGCCUGA